AUGCAGGAUUUCCUGAAGCUGAUGCAGUUCUUCCGAGAGUUUCAGGACGGACAGCGCUUGCACAAGGAGCAGCAAGCAGUCCAGGCAAGUGGCUGGGAACAUACCGAGGUCGCUCAGCCGGAAGCUCGGUACAGCCUUCCACGCAAAGUCAUUGCAUCUUCCAGUCUUAUCCGCACCUAUCUCCACAUGGAGUGGGAAGAUCAACAAUGUAACCUUACAAAGAAGUACGUGUUUCAGGCACGUUUCAGGUUGCGUGACCUCUUCAUCGCGGCGUCCAACGCUUCGCACGAAAGCUCGCUUCCCGCCGAGCUUUCCUUCGAACAGAUGUUCCUUGCUUUCGUGCAGUUUCGGACCAUGAUCCACGACCUCUACCCACUUGGGGAUGCGCUGACGGCAGAGUUGAAAUACAUCUUUGCGAAGUUCACUCGACGGAUCGUCGGCGAAGUGAGGAGCAAGCAGAGCUUCGAGGAUGCGGACUUCCCGGAGUUCCUGCUGAUGAUGAGGUACUUGUGGGACACCGACUGGCCCAGCAGUCCAGGAACAUCAAGGAUUGGCAUCAAGGCGAAGUUUCAAGACAAGGCCGAUACGGACAAGCCAGUCAAGGCACCGCCGGUCAAGGCGGCGUCUACCGUUGGAGGCCACACCCUCUUCGGAGGUCCCAUGCUCCGGCGAGUGCUGGGGUGGUCGUCGCUCUUCCUUCUCCUCUCCGGAUGUGACUGCACGCGACCCCAUAAGGCGCUGCACAAGAAGGGCGUGGAUGAAGACUUCAAGUCCUUAAAGGCUGGUCUGGACGAGUACGCGGGCUUGUUGGAGUCGGCGAAGACUGCAGAGAAGAGCGCAGAGGAUGCGGCCACCGAGUUUGCAGUUGAGAAUCCCAAGGACUUCGCGCAGUUCAAGGAGUCUGUGCAAAAUGCGGCAGAACAGUCCGCCAACUUGCUAGAGACGGCGAACACGCAAGUGCUGAAGGAGGAUCAAGAGAUUCCCGAGAAAGCGCUGGAAGACGCGGAGGCACAAGCAAAAGCUGAAGACGACGCCUGA
Messenger RNA from Symbiodinium sp. CCMP2456, 1038 nucleotides. The record is from the annotation of a GenBank genome assembly. NCBI's taxonomy places the organism in Eukaryota, Dinophyceae, Suessiales, Symbiodiniaceae.